Pan troglodytes (chimpanzee) is the source of this 4214-nucleotide messenger RNA. RefSeq names its product matrilin 4 (gene MATN4). Gene Ontology annotation, molecular function: calcium ion binding. The transcript is spliced from 15 exons. Lineage: Eukaryota; Metazoa; Chordata; Mammalia; Primates; Hominidae. Bases 2130 to 3875 code for a protein of 581 amino acids. The record is from RefSeq and is a predicted model, not a curated record.
GGAGGGCAAGCUCUUCCCCAGAGGGUUAGAACCUGGAACCCACAUUUCAGACCAGUUUUCCCAUCAGGCACCACCAGAGGCUGGUGCAGGUAGCUGGCACCCAUGAUACUUAUCUGUGUCCUUGAUUCCAAUAGCCCAAGCCAGUGUUCUGCCUGGUUUUUUUUUCCUUCCCUAUAAAGCACAGACUGGGUAGAGUGGUACCUAGGGUGGGUAGGCUGGCGAGGAAUAGAUUGUGAUUCUGUCCAUCAGCCCCAUGCAGAGAGGCUCCCCUCUCAACUACAUUAUUGCCCAGUCAAUCCCAGGAGUUCUGCCCAGGGCUAUCCUGGGAAAGCUUUGUUUUGAAAGGGUCCCGUGGUCACCUCUGGGCCUGGGGUGCACCCUUGCUUGGGAUGGAGAGAUAGCUAGUAGGGUAACAACCCCAGGGCAGGGACAGGGACUCAGGAUGCCAGCUGCCUCUACACCCUGUUCCUCCUCUAGAAAACGUCCAAAAGGACACUUGGUGCUGGUAUUCUCUGCUUCUUACCUGAAAUUGCACCACCUUCUCUGUGGCAAGGCAUAAGUAGGUGCCACCCCCUCCUGGGGGACUGCCUGGAAACUGGAAUGCACACUUGUGCAGCUGGGAGAUGGGCUCAUCCACAUCAAGGAGCGCACACUGUUUUGCUACUUUACGGAUGAUCUGCAAUGGAAGGAUGCGACUGCUUCUUCUGCGAGGGCUUCGAGAUGACCUUGAUAAGGCGGCUGUGGAAGGUACCCAGCUCCCGGCCCCCGCGCAGCACCAGCCGCAGCACCAGCCGAAAGUGCUUCCUCUUGUCUGCAUCUGAGAUGUACAGGGUCUUGGCGCAGCCGAAUUCCUAGGGGGCUCACAGGUACAGGGCCAUCUCAUCCCAGCCCUCCCCCGUCGGAUGAACCAACCUCUCCCAGAUAUCGGACGUCCGCCCCGUCGGAGGUGACCAGAAGCUCCACCAUCCAGGCUCUCAGGCUCGGCCUUAAGGCAGGACCCCGGCCUCCCGGUCUCCCCACCUAUCUCUUGGCUUUCGGAGGGGAGUAAAGGAGCCCUCCUUUCCCAGGAGAGGCAGGGAUAGGAGCAGGAAUCGGACCCCUUCCCGUGCGCUCUCACCCUGGAGUCCGGCUGCUGCUCGAAAUUCAGCUUCUGCGUCUCAGCGGCGCUGCCGGACGCGCUGUCCAGUCCCAUGUAACCGCAGACCGUGGGCCCCGUUUCCCCCGCCUGGUGAGCUGGAAAGGGACGCGAACUGGCUCUGCAAGGACUCGGGAGGACGCAGGUGCCAGGCAAGCUUAGCGCUCGCCGCCAGAGGGCGCGGGGAGACUGCGCCUGCGAACCGCCCCCUCUCGGGCCCAAUCUCGUGGUCCUCCCUACAGAGCAGGCGGCCGACAGCCCUUGAGUCCGCCCUCACCUUGAUCCUGCCCUGGCUUCACCCUCCAGCCAGGCCCCGAGAGGUAGACACAGGGCGGGGGGCAGAAGAACCUGCGGAGAUAAGUGAGUGUUGGAUUCGUGUAUCCAUCUCCACUUGGCUCUCCUGUAAGCACGGCAAGUGCUCAUCAUAAUCUGCAAGUAUCUUGUUUCCUGACUUGUGGGGAGUUUACUGUCUGUCUCUUCCACACUUGAGUGAGAGUGUGGGCUACAGAGCAGGGGCUGUUUCUGUCUUGUUCAGCUGUAUGCCCAGUGCCCAGCAGUACCCACAGAGCCUGGUGCAUACAUGACAAACACUCAGACCAGAGUCUCUCCUCACUCCUGGAGGGGACAGCGCAAGACCGCACCCUCGAAAGCCAGGCCAGACAGGCAGCAGCCACAGCCAGGACCGCUCCACCCCUUGGGGCUCUCCUCAGGGAAGUGCCUUCUAAGCUUCCAAUGAAUUCCGGCUGUGGAGUGUGGCUGCCCCGGUCUCCCCAGUCUCCCGCUGUAGCUGAAUUCCAGCCUGGCCCGCAGCUAGCCCUGUCUGCAGCUCCAAGCGUGCUGCCUGGCAGUCCCCACCUAGGGCACGCUGCCACGCCGCCGUUACCUGGUCCAAGUGCCCGGGAGGCUCCGCCUGUCGGCUUCGCUCUGCAGCUGCAUCUCUGAUCUGUCCUGCAGGCUCAGGCUCUGACACCUCCAUUCUCUGUCCCCAAGCGCCAUGAGAGGCCUUCUUUGCUGGCUCAUGUUGCUGCUCCUUCUUCAGCCCUGGGAAACCCAGCUCCAGUUGACAGGUCCCAGGUGUCACACUGGGCCCCUGGAUCUGGUGUUCGUGAUUGACAGCUCCCGCAGCGUGCGCCCUUUCGAGUUCGAGACCAUGCGGCAGUUCCUCAUGGGCCUCCUCCCAGGCCUGAACGUGGGUCCCAACGCCACGCGCGUUGGCGUGAUCCAGUAUUCGAGUCAAGUGCAGAGCGUCUUCCCUCUCCGCGCGUUCUCUCGCCGCGAGGACAUGGAGCGCGCCAUCCGCGACCUGGUGCCUCUGGCGCAAGGCACCAUGACGGGACUGGCAAUCCAGUACGCCAUGAACGUGGCCUUCAGUGUGGCCGAGGGCGCGCGCCCGCCAGAGGAGCGCGUGCCGCGUGUCGCCGUCAUCGUGACAGACGGGCGGCCCCAGGACCGCGUGGCCGAGGUGGCGGCACAGGCGCGCGCCCGCGGCAUUGAAAUUUACGCGGUGGGGGUGCAGCGCGCGGACGUGGGCUCCCUGCGCGCCAUGGCAUCGCCCCCGCUAGACGAGCACGUCUUCCUCGUAGAGUCCUUCGACCUCAUCCAGGAGUUCGGCCUGCAGUUCCAGAGCCGGCUGUGUGCCAUUGAUCUGUGUGCUGAAGGGACCCAUGGAUGUGAGCACCACUGCGUCAAUUCCCCAGGCUCCUAUUUCUGUCGCUGCCAAGUUGGCUUUGUACUCCAGCAGGACCAGAGGAGCUGCAGGGCCAUUGACUACUGCAGCUUUGGGAACCAUAGUUGUCAGCAUGAGUGUGUUAGCACCCCUGGUGGGCCACGGUGCCACUGCAGAGAGGGCCAUGACUUGCAGCCUGAUGGGAGGAGCUGUCAGGUCCGGGACCUUUGCAAUGGCGUGGACCAUGGCUGUGAGUUCCAGUGUGUGAGCGAGGGCCUCUCCUACCGCUGCCUGUGCCCCGAGGGGCGGCAACUUCAGGCAGAUGGCAAGAGCUGCAACCGGUGCCGGGAAGGCCACGUGGACCUUGUUCUGCUGGUUGAUGGCUCCAAGAGCGUGCGUCCACAAAACUUCGAGCUAGUGAAGCGCUUCGUGAACCAGAUUGUGGACUUCCUAGAUGUGUCCCCCGAGGGCACACGCGUGGGGCUGGUGCAGUUCUCGAGCCGCGUGCGCACCGAGUUCCCUCUGGGUCGCUACGGCACCGCAGCCGAGGUGAAGCAGGCGGUCCUGGCCGUGGAGUACAUGGAACGCGGCACCAUGACAGGGCUGGCGUUGCGGCACAUGGUGGAGCACAGCUUCUCCGAGGCGCAGGGUGCACGGCCCCGUGCCCUUAACGUGCCUCGUGUUGGCCUGGUCUUCACGGAUGGCCGCUCCCAGGAUGACAUCUCGGUGUGGGCAGCGCGCGCCAAGGAGGAAGGCAUCGUCGUGUACGCCGUGGGCGUGGGCAAGGCGGUGGAGGCGGAGCUGCGCGAGAUCGCCUCGGAGCCAGCGGAACUGCACGUGUCCUAUGCCCCGGACUUCGGCACCAUGACGCACCUGCUGGAGAACCUCAGAGGCAGCAUCUGUCCAGAGGAGGGCAUCAGCGCAGGGACAGAGCUUCGGAGCCCAUGCGAAUGCGAAAGCCUCGUGGAGUUCCAGGGCCGCACGCUGGGGGCGCUCGAGAGCCUGACGCUGAACCUGGCCCAGCUGACGGCGCGCCUGGAGGAUCUGGAGAACCAGCUGGCCAACCAGAAGUGAGGGCCACGGACGGCCCAGACCCGGGCUGGGGCGCGGCACCACGGACGGUGCCCCUUGCGCGCCAUCGGUGCGCCUGGGCCAGGCAGAACCUGGGCACGGCAGAACCUGGGCCCGUCCGGCUUGGGCUGUCGGGGCGGAGGCGCUGGCGGGCUUCCGGCAUUGAGCUGAGUUGGCCUCGCCCGGACCAUUAGGCGGACUGCGGCGUCAGGGGGAUAGCGGGUGGUGAGGGAAGGGGCACGUGCUAGACCGGCACGCCCUCGCCGCGUGCUGCGCUCAGUUCUUUGUUGGAUUUCUUGUUUGUGUUCUUAAAAAAAUAAAAAAAAACUGAUUUCCACGGGG